UGGUCAAAUGUGCCACUCGAGAAUCGAGAUUAGCUCUCCUUGACUUUUAAGGUGCGUGGCGUGGGUGCGGUUGGUGAAGCCUGAAGAAAAAAGGCGGUGGAAGAAGUUGAAAACGUCGGCAGGGCAUCCAUAAAGCCCCGACGUGCGAGUGCAAUUGCCUUCUCCUUCUCCAAAGACGCAAGCUUUUGAUAAAAUUACAGUCUUUACAGGCAGACAGGUAACAAAUAGAAACAUGGCUGGUGUGUCGGCUGGGAAGAAGCUCAUUCAAAUUGACAUCGUGUCGGAUACGGUGUGCCCGUGGUGCUUUGUGGGCAAGAGAAAUCUUGAAAAAGCUUUUGAGGCAUCUCGUGAUCGAUUCGACUUUGAGGUUAGAUGGCAUCCAUUCCAACUUAAUCCCAAUGCGCCUAAAGAAGGCGUUGAUAAGAGAAGUUAUUAUGAGGAAAAAUUUGGGACUAAUAGGUCGAAACAAAUGGAGGCUCGGAUGGCAGAGAUUUUCCGAAGCCACGGCCUGGAAUAUAACCUGUCCGGGCUCACUGGAAGUACUCUAGAUAGCCACAGGCUUAUCUAUUUUGCUGGGCUUCAAGGGCAUGAUAAGCAACACGCUCUUGUGGCUGAACUAUUUCUUGGAUACUUCACACAGGCAAAAUACAUCGGGGACAGGGAAUUUCUUCUGGAAAGUGCUCAAAAGGUUGGAGUAGAAGGGGCAGCAGAGUUUCUUGAAGACCCCAACAAUGGGCUCAAUGAGGUCAAUGAAGAGCUCGAGAAGUACACAAGAAACAUCAAUGGAGUCCCACAUUUUUGUUUAACAAUGGAAAGCUUGCGUUAAGUGGCGGUCAACCGCCCGAGGUGUUCUUGAGAGCUUUUGAAGCAGCCACAAAGUGAUGGAACCUUACAUAUACGAGCUUUCGCUCUCCAUCUCCAAUAAGAAUCCAACCUUGGAAAUAUAUUUUCAAUACAUAUGAGUAAUUUUCAUCAUGUUUGAGUGUGAAUCGUGAACCUUAUUUUUCACAUGAUGUAAUAAUGCCAAUGGUGGCAAUGGUUUGUUUAUAUAUGUCUAUCCAUGUGACACCCGGUUUUCUCUUAUUCCUUUA
This is a messenger RNA of Malus domestica (apple), 1091 nucleotides long. RefSeq lists its product as uncharacterized. The record is from RefSeq and is a predicted model, not a curated record. Gene Ontology annotation, molecular function: oxidoreductase activity. Lineage: Eukaryota; Viridiplantae; Streptophyta; Magnoliopsida; Rosales; Rosaceae.